This is a messenger RNA of Penicillium cinerascens, 1005 nucleotides long. RefSeq names its product phytanoyl-CoA dioxygenase family protein. Lineage: Eukaryota; Fungi; Ascomycota; Eurotiomycetes; Eurotiales; Aspergillaceae. Bases 1 to 1005 code for a protein of 334 amino acids. The transcript has 3 exons. The record is from RefSeq and is a predicted model, not a curated record.
AUGACGGCUGUAGCAGUUGCAUCUCCCGUUCUUCCCGUCCUCAGCGGCUCUCUGAAGGACCGUUUACCGGGAGGGCUCGGACAGAGUGGCGGCAGAGUUCCUACCGAUCACAUCGGUUUACUCCGACCUACGUCUGCUUCACUCCCUAUGGAGGACAUGAGACAGCGUCUUAAGCAAGAUGGGUAUUUGUUUGUGAAGGGACUGAUCCCUAGAGAGGAUGUACUGGAUGCGAGAGAAAACUACUUCAGCCAGUACUCAAAUACCUCGCUUUUGGAACCCGGGUCGUCUCCACGACAUGGAAUCUUCAACUCAUCUUCCCACCCGGACUCUCACAAAGGGAUCGGCGGGGCGGGCCUACCGACCGACCCAGUGGAACAAAAGAUCCUAAUCGAUGCUCAUUCAGACCCGAAGUAUCGCGAGUUUGUAGAACAUCCGGCUUUGACUGGGUUUAUCCGAGAAUUCAUGGGUUGGAGGGAACACCGCAUUCUGGAUCGGACGAUGCUGCGGCACAACGUGCCAUUUGGAUCGGGAACUGGAAUCCAUUAUGAUAAGCUGUUUUUGAGAGGUGGCGAGGGCUUCUUUUUGACUGCUUGGGUACCUAUCGGUGACAUCGCUAUCAACGGGGGUGGUCUUUGCUACCUGGAGAACUCCGUUCCUCUCGGACGCCAUGUCGAGGAGGACUUUAAUAAACGCUCCGAGGCCUUCACGCAGGAACAACGCGUCUCUGCGUUCAAUGUCAAUAUGCUGGACGGUGGCAUGAUUUCGAACUCCCCUCAGGAAUUCCAGGAAGCCCACUCUGCUUAUGGUACUCACAAGUGGCUCGUGACCAACUAUGAAGCCGGAGAUGUGGUGUUCCACGAUCCAUAUAGCAUUCAUGCCAGUGGGCGCAAUGAAGAUACAACUGGUAGUAUUCGGUUGAGUACGGAUCUGCGAUUCUACGAGAAGGAUGACCCGGGUAUUGAUAAGAGGUGGUUCAAGAUCUGGGCCCCUGGUGAUGGACUUUGA